This is a messenger RNA of Ectocarpus siliculosus, 1896 nucleotides long. The record is from the annotation of a GenBank genome assembly. Lineage: Eukaryota; Phaeophyceae; Ectocarpales; Ectocarpaceae.
AUGGCAGCAGACGCGGCGGAUGCAAGCGGAGGGACCCAAGUCCAGUACCUGGAUGAGCUUGAGGGAUGGGUUCUCGACGAGCAGAAGGUGGUGACCUUCCGCUGGCUGGCCCUUGUGCUUUCGGUGACGGCGAACGCGGCAAAGAAGAUGUUGUACGACUUCUGCCAGCGGCAAGGCGAGCGGAAGGUUUCGGCGACAUACCUCGUCGUGGGGAGGAGCGGCAUCGGCGGUUUCGGGGCUGUGGAGGUGAAGCUCGUUUCGGCGGAGGGUUUGGACAGCACCCGGAAGGCGCUUGAAACCGUCACCUGCGUACACGUGUACAGCGUUCAGCCCGCGCCCUGCUCUCAGCCCGCGGCCGACAUGUCCACCCAGUUGUGGGCGACGGACCUGGAGCACACGAAGGAGAUGGUUGAGGAGAGCACGGAAGCGGGGGCCAACCUGCGAACCCACAGGUUGAGCGGAGUCCGUUGCCCAGAGGGCGUGGACGUUCCCGUGCCAAAGGCCCCGCCUCCGCCCGAGCGCGUCCAGGAAGAGUCGCCCUUCGCCCCCCGCGGCGGCGGCGCGGCCACCGGCGGGGCGGCGGGCGGCGGGGGGGGCGGUCGGAAGAAUGCCUCCUCCAAGCCGAAGGGGAAGGCGAUCGCUCCCAAAGACUUCUUCGCAGCGGCGGGAGGCGGGAAGGGAAAAGGGAAAGCGGGGGAGGGGAAGAAGGGGGCCGUGGGGACGGCGGCAGAAGAGGGGAAACAGGCGGCCGUGGCGGCGGCAGCGGCGACGCCGGCGGCCGCGGACGCUAAGAAAAAGAAGGCCGGGGGCAUCGGGUCCUUCUUUGGGAAGGCUUCUGCGGCUCCUCCUGCCGCGGCAAAGGAAAAGAAGGAGGACGAGGAGGGCGUCGGCGACGAUGGCAGUGACGACGAAGCGGGAGGGAGGGAGGAGGCGGAAUCCACUCCGGGGUCCGGGGCGGCCACAAAGGGCCGAGGAAAGGCCAAGAAGGCCGGGGGAGGUAGUGGUGCGAAAGGAGGGUCCGGCAGCGAGGCGGGGAGCGGCAAGAGCGAGGACGAAGAAGGAGGCGGAGAGAAGAAGAAGCGGAGGAGGGGGAAGGGGACGGCGGCGAGCACUAGCGCCAAGCGCAAGGGGAGAUACGACAGCGAUGAUGAAGAAGAGGAGACCAGCAAGAAGGAACCCGUCAGGAAGCCCUGCAGCCCGCCAAGACCAACCAGGCAAGAACGCCACCGCCGGGUAUGAAGAAGGCAAAGAUCGGCGUGGAAAACAAGGCCGAGGGGCCAGUGGAAACCCCGGCAGGCGCCAAGGGCAAGGAUGGGGCGACUGCGACCAAGAAAAAGACGGGAAAGGCGGCUCCCAAAUCCGGCGGGAAGCAGGCCAGCAUGAUGAGCUUCUUCAAGAAGGCGUGACCCACCGGGCUAUUUGGAGCGAAUAAAUGGUCUUGCCGAUAGCUCCACUGUCCAAGUUGUACAGAUCGAUGAAUUUGAGCGCAGGGAUUGGCCUACAGGUUGAAAGGUCAACGGAAACUCGCGUGCUUCCAUCACCUGGUGUUUCUUUUUUCCUGGUGCUUCUCGGUUUAGAGUUGCCGUAGCCCGGAAGAUCAUGCCGUUUUACCAGGGAACCGCCUGGUCGACUGCCAGGAAGUUGCCUGGCUCGGUCUGGGUCGGACUGCCAGGUGUUGAUUCGGAUUCUAUACACUUCGAGCAGGGUGCGUUCUUUCUUAAGAAGCCGGGUUUCUUAUGGGAACGCGCCUCGAAAGCGGUUGAUUCGUUAGGUUUGUGGUCAGCGUUGUAGUGAGCGCCCUUCGUCCGCUAGAAUAAUUCUCUCCGGCCGCCUUCACCGGUCGAUCUGUCGAGACAAACCGCUUUAUGUGAUUGGAGUUCACUUGAAUAGAGGGAG